AGUCAAAAAGAACGCGGGAAGUUCAGGUAUGAUGGCCCCCAUCAGGAUCCAGCAUGUGGUGUCCUUCAGCUCCCAGGAUCCCAAACAGCCCGUAGACAACCUCCUGAGAGACGACCUCCAGCCGUGGCUGAGCUGCCCCCGAGACCGCAGCCGCCAGCUCAAAGUGGAGCUGCAGUUGGAGCGAGCUCGCCAUAUCGCCUACAUAGACGUGGGAAACAGCGGUUCGGCCUUCCUGCAGAUUGACGUCGGGCGCUCCAGCUGGCCUCUGGAUAAAGCGUUCGUCCCUCUGCUCCCUACAGCCACCCUGAUGUCCCCGGCGGACUCUAAACUGGAGCAGAAUGGCCGGGGGGUCCGGAUGUUCAAAGAAGGUGAUUUCUUGGAGGGGACGGCCGCUGAGAAAUGGGAUCGGCUGCGAGUCACCUGCGGUCAGCCUUUCAACAAGCAGACACAGUUCGGUUUGUCCUUCUUACGCCUCCGAUCUGCUCUGGAAGAAGAGAACCGGACGCCGGCGACCCAACUUUAUCAGUCUCCUCCCCUCUCCGGGGUCCCUCCAGGGAAGCUGAAGAAAGAAGACGAUGCUUCCAGCCGGGAUCCAUUAGAGGAACGGAUAAAGGAGAAGCUGCAGCGGGUCAUGUCCCCCCCUUCUCCCCGCACCCCGUGUCUCAGCCGCACAGUCCGCAUGGUGCUAUCGGCGGCCCAGUCACGUAAACGCAGCCACCCCGCCGCAUCGCUACCAAGUCCUCCCAUCCCCCUAACGCCAGGAGAGGGCGACAGCCAGCGAGGAGAGAGCCCAGUGUCCUCUGGGUACUUUCCCGCCGAUGUCCUUCCUGUGCACGCCUCCCGCUGUGGGGAAGCGUAUCUGCCGCCCAGUGUCAUCCUAUCAUCUUCAGACGACGACUCCUUGGACGGCUUUCAGGACAUUCGGGAUGUUCCCGAGUCCCGGGUCGCCUGUCCAAUGUGUACGUUCCGGUUCCGGAGCAGCGAGAUUGAGCGGCACGCCAGCACGUGUGGAGAACCACGGUGUACUGUGUUAGCGGCAAAACGCUUUCCAGGUUCAGAGCCGUGGCACGGUCUCAGGUGUGACCCCGUCUCUGAAGACAUUGUGACAGUGGGGGUCAAGGCUGAGGGACCUAGUGCUGAUGUCAUCUGCUCCACGCUGACUUUCCGGCCAUUCAGCCUGGAGAAGGCACCAUCCUGCUGUAGCUGCUCCUGGAGCACUACGUGGAUCUCUGGUCUGUCUCCACUGCUGACCUCCAGUGGCCAAAAACCCUCAUCAGCACCAGCAGCCCAGGAUUGUGAGUACCUGAGGCCUUUCCUCGUAUUGGGCUUUCUUGCGUUUCCACUACAAGGAAGCAUCAUGUCUUCGCUAAGACACAUAGAGGACAGGCUAACUGCCAGAGGUGACCUCGGCCCAUGGUGCCCUAGUGAUACAAGGAGUGUUUAUAUGGUGUUCACAGAAGGACCUGAUGCCUGUAAUCUAGAACCUGGGGACCCCAUUGCCAUAUGGUCAUCAUCGUCUGCGUUGUCUUCAGCUGAGGAUGAGGCCUUCACCAUGACCACCGGGACCUUAAUGUCCACCCUGGACUUCAGAUCUGUUUGUGCCCAGGUACUGGAGCAUUCUCUCUGCAGAGCCUCUAAGAGCACCCCGGUGUCAUGUCCUUCCGAGUCAGCUUCUAACCCCCCAGAGUCCUUUAUCAAACUUGGCCUGCGGCCCGUCACCUUUACUGACUUAGUUUUAGAGUCCCAACAGUCUAUCUCUGAAGAGGCACUGCAGUCCCCUGCCCAGACACUGAUUUACAGGGGGUUGUUUCAAUGCUCGUUGAUGCACCAGGAGGAUCAGCCGGCUGUUCUAGGCCUUGGUCCUCUUAGAGCUCCUACAUUCCAAAGACCUCUUCACUGCACGUUCCUCUGCACGGAAUGGAAGCACCUUGAAGGGGAAGAAUUCAUAGGAGCGGGAACCCGAGCUAAGAACUUCCGUCUGAUUGAGGGAAUGACCAUGGAGGGGAUCUGGAGAAACUUCCUCAGGAGGCUGCAGAUCAGCCACAGGAGGACCCAUCUCCAGAUCUUCAGGUUCUAUGAAGCCCUCUGGACGUACUCCAUCCCCGAGAGGGCUCGCGCUGGAAACAGAGUGCAGGUGAGAGACUGUCAGACAUCAGCGGAGUGCCGGAGGAGACGUCCAUGGGCUGAGGAGGGGAGCGCCGCGCCGCGCCACAGCCACAGGAGCCGAGACAUGGAGCACUUAACGGCAGCCAACUGGAGGGAGAUCGUCAACAAGAAGCUCAAGUUUCCAGUGUCCCUCAUCAACGCCAUUCAUGAUGGUAACCUCACCCAAGUCCAGCAGCUCCUACAGGUCAGCGAUGGGAUCCUGCGGCAGCUGGACGACAGCGAGGACCGGUCCUGGCGGGAAGCUCUCAAUCUCGCCAUCCGGACGGGGAAUGAGGAGAUCAUGAAGACUCUGCUGCACUGCGUCAAGUUUGACUUCAGACAGAUCCAUGAAGCCCUCCUGGUGGCUGUUGACACCAACCAACCGCACGUGGUCAAAAUGCUGCUGGACCGCCUGGACCAGGAGAAAGGGAGCAAGAUGGACAUUAAGUCGUUCUCCUCGGCUUUCUUCGACAACUCCAUCGACAACUCCCGCUUUGCUCCUGGCGUGACCCCGCUGACACUGGCCUGUGAGAAGGACCUCUAUGAGAUCGUGGAGAUGUUGAUGAAGAAAGGCCAUAUCAUCACGACUCCUCACAAGAUCUCUUGUGCGUGCCUGGAGUGCAGCAAUGGACGCAAGUAUGACCUGCUUAAGUUCUCGCUGUCCCGCAUCAACACGUACAAAGGUAUAGCCAGCAGGGCGUAUCUGUCCAUUGCCAGUGAAGACGCCAUGUUGAGGGCCUUCAAGCUGAGCCGGGAGAUCAAACGUCUUUCCAGGAAAGAACCCGAAUUUAAGCCGGAGUACCUGGCCCUGGAGGACCUGUGUCAGGAGUUUGCGGUGGAGCUGCUGGGCAUGUGCCGCAACCAGAGCGAAGUCACGGCGGUGCUGAACGACUGCGAGGACGACAGCGAUGAGGAGGAGUUGGACAAUCAGGCCUUUGAGGAAGGGAUCCCCAACCUAGCCAGGCUGCGGCUUGCCGUACACCACAAACAGAAAAGGUUUGUGGCGCAUCCCAUCUGCCAGCAGGUCCUCUCCUCCAUCUGGAGUGGGAAGCUGUCCGGGUGGAGGGGGAGUACUAUGGUUUGGAAGCUCUUCAUUGCUUGCACCAUCUUCUUGUCCAUGCCUCUCCUGUGCCUCAUCUACUGGCUGGUUCCUAAAUCCCAGGUGGGGCGAGUCCUGAAAAUCCCGGUAAUAAAGUUCCUCCUCCACUCGGCUUCGUACCUGUGGUUCCUGAUUUUCCUCCUGGUGGAGUCCAUCACCAUGGAGAAGAGGCACGACAUAUACGAGGGCCGGAACCAAACCAUCUGGCAGAACUCGCUACACAUGAUCUGGGUUGCCGGAUUUCUGUGGCAUGAAUGUAAGGAGGUCUGGAUCGAGGGACUGAGAAGUUACUUCCUGGACUGGUGGAACUUCCUGGACAUCGUCACCAUCAGCAUGUACCUGGCCUCGUUCUCCCUGCGGAUCCUGGUGGCAGUGAGGGGAUACCUGUCCUGCCAAGACGACCCCGCGUCCGACACCUGCUUCUACUUCACCAAAGCAGGCCGCUCGGAGUGGAACACGGAGGACCCGCAGUUCAUCGCCGAGGUUCUGUUUGCUGUCACCAGCAUGCUGAGCUUUACACGUUUAGCCUAUAUCCUCCCUGCACACGAGACCCUCGGGACCCUGCAGAUCUCCAUUGGCAAAAUGAUCGAUGACAUGAUAAGGUUCAUGUUUAUCUUGAUGAUUAUUGUCACCGCCUUCCUGUGCGGCCUCAACAACAUCUAUGUGAACUACACCGAUUCGGACAAGCUGGGCAACUUCAACGAGACCUUCCAGUUCCUCUUCUGGACGAUGUUCCAGAUGGUGGAGCGGAGUACCGUGGACAUGAACCACUACGUCGUGGCAGAAUUUGUUGGCCGGGCGCUGUAUGGACUCUUUACCAGUAUCAUGGUGAUUGUCCUACUCAACAUGCUCAUUGCCAUGAUCACCAACUCCUUCCAGAAGAUCGAGGACGACGCUGACGUCGAAUGGAAAUUCGCCCGCUCCAAAUUGUAUCUGUCCUAUUUUAGAGAAGGACUGACUCUUCCCGUUCCAUUCAACAUCAUCCCCACUCCAAAAUCUCUCUUCUACUCCAUCAGUCUCUUCUACUCCAUCAGGUUCCAUCCUCAUUUCCAUCAUCCCCAUCUACAAUCCCUCAUAGUCUCUUCUACUCCAUCAAGGACCAUCCUCAUCUCCAUCAUCCCCAUCUACAAUCCCUCAUACUCUCUUCUACUCCAUCAGGUACCAUCCUCAUCUCCAUCAUCCCCAUCUACAAUCCCUCAUAGUCUCUUCUACUCCAUCAGUCUCUUCUACUCCAUCAAGGACCAUCCUCAUCUCCAUCAUGCCCAUCUACAAUCCCUCAUAGUCUCUUCUACUCCAUCAGGUACCAUCCUCAUCUCCAUCAUCCCCAUCUACAAUCCCUCACAGUCUCUUCUAUCGCUCGGUGAUUCUAUUGGUGAGAUCUCUGAGUCAAGAAUUGCAGAGAGAUUUCACUGUUGGAGCAUCCAAGACAACAACGGUUUCGAGUGCGAUGGGUUCAUGGACUUUGCCCUCUGUGUAUGGCACGGCUCCCGAAUAACGCCAGUAUUUCUGUCCAAUCACAGGGCCAUUUUUCGAUUUGUGUGCUGCUACAAACCCAAGAAGAAGCAAGAUUACCCGCCCAUCUCCAUCAUUUCUAACAGGGGAGUCGGCAUUGGAGAGUCCGAGGGGAGCCGAAUCUCGUACCGCCUGCAGGUGAUCAAAGCUCUGGUGCAGAGAUACAUCGACACGGCUCGCAGGGAGUUCGAGGAAAGCAAACGGAAAGAUCUUGGCAACCGGAUCACGGAGCUGAACAAGAACGUCAUCCGUCUCCAUUCGGAGGUUAAACAGUUGCGUCGUUCCCUAUCGGACAAGGGAGCGGUGGUCAGCGCUAAAGAAAGUGAGAACGUGCUGAGCCGGUACAUCAUGAAAGUAAAAAGCACCUUUCAGAACUACGACCAGGAGUCGGUAGGGUCUGGGAAGGACUCGUCUGAGGUCACUUUGCAUCAGGAUAGCUUCCGGAGCAUUCUGCCAGAGGACGACUGUCCGCCGUACCCGGAUAUGCCGACGGCUAAUCAUCUGGACCAAAGCGACGAUAUUGGAGACCAUGACAACUCAGAGCCAGGAGAGGACAUGUGA
Molecule: messenger RNA, 5317 nt
Organism: Nanorana parkeri
Lineage: Eukaryota; Metazoa; Chordata; Amphibia; Anura; Dicroglossidae
Product: short transient receptor potential channel 2-like
Exons: 26
Coding region: 29-5317 (1762 amino acids)
Biological process (GO): single strand break repair; calcium ion transmembrane transport; manganese ion transport
Cellular component (GO): nucleus; membrane; cation channel complex
Molecular function (GO): store-operated calcium channel activity; protein binding; damaged DNA binding
Source: RefSeq, a predicted model, not a curated record